Messenger RNA from Peromyscus leucopus (white-footed mouse), 1102 nucleotides. RefSeq names its product DnaJ heat shock protein family (Hsp40) member C17 (gene Dnajc17). Gene Ontology annotation, cellular component: spliceosomal complex. Gene Ontology annotation, biological process: spliceosomal complex disassembly. Gene Ontology annotation, molecular function: RNA binding. Lineage: Eukaryota; Metazoa; Chordata; Mammalia; Rodentia; Cricetidae. The record is from RefSeq and is a predicted model, not a curated record.
CAGUCAAACCUCAACCGGAUCGCGCCGAUUCCCAGGGGGCUUAGCGCCGUCGGGCCGGCUCCCAGCCAGUGCGCGCUCAGACUCCUGGGAAUUGUAGUACCCAUUCGGUCGGGGCUCGAACCAUGGCGGUGACUAAAGAGCUCUUACAAAUGGAUCUGUACGCGCUGCUUGGCAUUGAGGAGAAGGCGGCAGACAAAGAGGUGAAGAAGGCAUACAGACAAAAAGCACUUUCCUGCCACCCAGACAAAAAUCCAGACAACCCCAGAGCAGCGGAACUCUUCCACCAGCUUUCCCAGGCCUUGGAGGUGCUCACAGAUGCUGCGGCCAGAGCUGCAUAUGACAAGGUGAGGAAAGCCAAGAAGCAGGCAGCAGAGAGGACCCAGAGGCUCGAUGAGAAAAGGAAGAAGGUGAAGCUGGACCUGGAGGCCCGGGAGCGGCAGGCCCAGGCCCAGGGGAGUGAGGAAGAGGAGGAGAGCCGGAGCACCACAGCACUAGAGCAGGAGAUCGCACGCCUUCGAGAAGAGGGUUCCCGUCAGUUGGAGGAGCAGCAAAGGCUGAUCCAGGAGCAGAUCCGCCAGGACCGUGAGCAGAGGCUGCGAGGAAGAACAGAAAAUACUGAAGGCAAAGGAACCCCCAAACUAAAGCUAAAGUGGAAGUGCGGGAAGGAGGAUGAGUCCCAAGGUGGCUACUCCAGAGACGUCCUGCUGAGGCUUUUGCAAAAGUAUGGAGAGGUUCUCAACCUGGUACUUUCCAGAAAGAAGGCAGGCAACGCCAUAGUGGAGUUUGCAACUGUCAGGGCCGCGGAGCUGGCCGUCAGGAAUGAAGUGGGCCUGGCGGACAACCCUCUGAAGAUUUCCUGGUGAGGACAGCCCCAGGGCACAAUGGACUUGAGGGACACAGGAUUAUCAAAGGGCUCAGUGGUGUCAGAAAGGGACUAUGAGAGUCUUGUCAUGAUGCGCAUGCGCCAGGCAGCUGAGCGCCAGCAGCUGAUCGCCCAGAUGCAGCAGGAAGAUGAGGGGCAGCCCACGUAGCCCCGGCUCCGGCUCCCCCACCCCACACCCUUUUCUGAAUCAUCACCAAUAAACUUUUUAAAAAAAGUCUA